Molecule: messenger RNA, 651 nt
Organism: Mesocestoides corti
Lineage: Eukaryota; Metazoa; Platyhelminthes; Cestoda; Cyclophyllidea; Mesocestoididae
Source: the annotation of a GenBank genome assembly
AUGAAACUGGUCUUGGCCUACUGGGACAUCAGAGGGCUUUGCGAGUCAAUUCGUCUCUUCCUCCGUUAUCUUGGGGAGGAUUUUGAAGACAAACGAUACAAGUGCGGUCCUGGUAACGCGUUCAUUCAGCAUUUAUUCUCAUUUGUUCAGCCCCAACGUUUGAUCUCACUACCGUAUUUGAUAGAUGGGGAUUUUAAAUUGACCCUAUCCACUGCAAUCCUUGAAUACAUUGCUGAAAAACACGGAAUGGUUCCGGCUUGUCCAAAGAUGCGUGCAGUAUUGCAUAUGAUCCUUGAAAUGACCAAAGAUCUCCGCUGCUAUUUCGCUAUGAUGUGUUAUAGUUCUGAUUUCGAGAAGUUGAAGCCAGAGUUUCUGGAGAAACUGCCUGAGAAAUUGGGACACUUUGAGAAGUACUUGGGAGAAAAACAGUGGUUGACUGGCGACAAGAUUAACUAUCCAGAUUUCUACCUCUGUGAAUUAUUGAACCAACUGGUUAAGUUUGAACACUCGUGCCUCGACAAACACCCGAAGCUGAAGGCCUACCUUUGCCGCUUUGAGAAUUUGCCGAAGCUCAAGGACUACAUGGCCUCGGAUGAGUUCAAGUCGCGUCCGUGCAUGUUUUUCACGGCCAAGUGGGUGGGAGACUGCUGA